GCCACUACACCUCAAAGAAGAAGAAGAAGAAGAAGCUUUCGCGUGCCUGUGGAUGUUGUGCUUAUGAGCGGCAGCGCUAAGUACCCGGAUGUCGAUGGAGGAAGUAAGUAGCCUGCCAGCCGUUUGACAGAUCUCGUUCUCUUUUUUUUUUUUUUUCAAUAAAUCAUGGCCGAAGCUUCGCCGGAUUGAUGGAGGGGUUUGUUUGUAAGCGCGCACGGCUCGUUCGGUUGUAAUAAUAUUAUGAGUGAGGAGCGGAGGACCGAGGCCUCUACUUUUGUUGUGGCAGCAGCGUUAAUCGCGGCUCGGAGAUUAAACUAACACUAGUGGAACCGACUAGGAUAUAGGGGGCAUCGAAGGAGACGACUCAGAGGAGGCUUUCUCCACCAUUGAUUUGCUGCUGCAGAAGACAACACAACAACACACGCACGUAUUAACUUCUUCUGGUCUCCCUCUGCACUUCUGCUCACUCUCAACAUUACUAAACACCAUUGUGAGGAGAUAACGGGACUACCGAAGCUUCAGGAAGAAGAGCACCACCAGCAGGAGCAGGAGGAGGAUUCAGUUUGGUGUACUAGAUGCCACCUGGACCUGCACCUGGACCUGCACCUGCACCUGGACCAGUGUGGCAAAGUUAGAAAGAUGAAUGCGCUGCUUCCCAUGUGAGCCGCUUUAAGAUCACACUCUUCUACCAACACCGGGAGGCUGAACCUCAUCUGGAGGGAGGGAGGGACCACCAUGAGGGACAUCUAGUGUUUAUUUGUAUUUAUUGAAGGGGGGGGUGCGGGUUGUUCUUCUUAUUCAAUAUUAGUUUGGUUAGUCAUCCUGCAGAUCUUUGAGACUCAUCUCUGCCUGCUGCAUGAUGAUGUGUUUCCCGUCAGCAUGCAGGGAGCAUUAAUCUAGACGAAGUGGGUCCGAUUGUUGUCAUUAUGAUAACAGGAGGCACACUGGACACAACGUAGCAGGUGUUGGAUCAUUCAACCCGCCGGUCUGCUUCCUAUAAGUUCAUCCUCAUCAUCAGUGGAUGGCUCUUUGCGGCGUGACGGCUACAAAUGUUACAAAAAUGAUGGCCGCUUACAACGGUGGCUCCUCAGCGGUGGCCGCCCAUCACCCGCAUCAGCACCACCACCAGCUCCCUCACCUCCCGCCUCCACACAUGCACCACCACAACAACAACAGCCACACAGCCGCGGCGGUGAUGCUCAAUCCCGGUCAGCAGCAGCCCUACUUCCCGUCUCCUGCACCCGGACAAGCCCCCGGACCGGCAGCCCAGGUCCGGGUCCAAGCCGCCGCGGUCAAAGCUCACCAUCACCGUCAGCACAACACGCACCACCUGCAGCCGCAGCUGGACAUCGAGCUGGACCGGCCCAUCGGUUAUGGAGCGUUUGGGGUCGUUUGGUCAGUGACGGACCCCAGAGACGGAAAGAGAGUCGCCCUCAAAAAGAUGCCCAAUGUCUUCCAAAACCUUGUUUCUUGCAAGAGGGUGUUUCGGGAGCUCAAGAUGCUGAGCUUCUUCAAACAUGAGAACGUCAGUACACAGCUGAUGCUGAGACCUGUCUCUGUCUGUCUCUCUCUCUGUCUCUCUGUCUCUCUCUGUCUCUGUCUGUCUCUCUCUCUGUCUC
Anarrhichthys ocellatus (wolf-eel) is the source of this 1619-nucleotide messenger RNA. RefSeq names its product serine/threonine-protein kinase NLK-like. The record is from RefSeq and is a predicted model, not a curated record. Gene Ontology annotation, biological process: protein phosphorylation. The transcript has 3 exons. Gene Ontology annotation, molecular function: protein kinase activity; ATP binding. The annotation marks the transcript as partial. Lineage: Eukaryota; Metazoa; Chordata; Actinopteri; Perciformes; Anarhichadidae.